AUGCUUGCGCGUGGUUUUCUGUGGCCAACCAAUCUGGCAGCGGUACCUGUUUGUGAGGUGCAUCAUCACAGAGAGCGUUAUAACCUUCACUUGUAUCUUGGCAUAAAACGCUCCAACAGGCACAAAUCGAAUCGAAAUACGCACAUCAAUGAGCGACAGUUUGCAAGGGUGAGAUUUUUUAAGAGUGUUUUUUGUUCUUUGAAAAAAUCCUCGCAGUGA
This is a messenger RNA of Gongylonema pulchrum, 219 nucleotides long. Lineage: Eukaryota; Metazoa; Nematoda; Chromadorea; Rhabditida; Gongylonematidae. The record is from the annotation of a GenBank genome assembly.